AUGGCUUAUGGGCACAUGAUUCCGAUGUUCGACAUUGCAAAAAUGUUUGCUUCCCGAGGUGUUAAGGCCACCAUAGUUACUACUCCGGCGAACGCUUCCACCUUCUCAAACGCUGCAGAAAGAAAUAGAUUAUUAAAUCUCGAUGUCAAUGUUCAAAUACUUCAAUUUCCUGCAAAAGAAGUUGGUUUGCCGGAAGGUUGUGAAAACCUUGAUGACUUGGAUGCACUUGAUACGAUCCACACGUUUCUCAAGGCUGUCAACAUGCUCCAACAACCAUUGGAGCGGCUCUUGGAAGAUUACCAACCAGAUUUUAUUGUCGCUGAUUUUACAUUACAUUGGGCAACUGAGAGUGCGGCAAAAUUUGACAUCCCCCGCUUUGUCUUUCAUGGAACAAAUAUAUUCUGGCAGUGCGUUGAGCAUAGCUUGAAUUGCAACAAACCAUUCACAGAUAUCACGUCUGAUACAGAAACUUUUGUGGUGCCAGAUCUCCCUGACAAGAUAGAGAUGACUAUAUCCCAAGUGCCUGAUCCUUUUAAGGUUGAAACCUCGUUUACUGAAAUGGUUCAACAAAUAAAAGAUUCAGAACUUAAGAGCUACGGAGUUUUAGUAAACAGUUUCUACAAGUUGGAGUCAGGUUAUGCAGAUUACUACAGGAACACUAUGGGAAGAAGAGCAUGGCAAAUAGGCCCGGUUUCCCUCCGGAAUAAUAACAACAUAGAUAAAGCUCAACGAGGAAAGCAAUCCGCCGUCGAUGAACAUUAUGUUUUGAACUGGCUUGACUCAAAGGAACCCAACUCAGUUCUUUACAUUUGUUUUGGGAGCACUUCUAAAAUGAAUAAUGCACAAUUGUUAGAAAUAGCAAAGGCUCUUGAAGAUCAGGAAUUUUCAUUUGUUUGGGUUUUAAGAAAAACUCGGGACAUCGAAGAAAAGAGUUUUUUGCCCGAAUGUUUCGAAGAGAAAAUCAAAGGAAAGGGUUUGAUAAUAAGAGAAUGGGCACCACAAGUACUUAUCCUUGAUCAUCCAUCCAUCGGUGGGUUCAUGACUCAUUGUGGCUGGAACUCUAUACUUGAAGGUGUGAGCGCUGGGGUUCCCUUGAUCACAUGGCCUAUGUUUGCAGACCAAUUAUACAAUGAGAUUCUUGUUACUCAGGUGCUGAAGACGGGGAUUCGAGCUGGCACUCAAAAAUGGAACCUAUGGUUCGAAACAGAUUAUGUAUCCACAAAGAAGGAUGAGAUAGAAAAGGCAAUCAAUCAGCUGAUGGGUGAUGGAGAAGAAGCAAAGGAAAUGAGAAGUAAAGCCAGGGAACUAAGUGAAUUGGCUAGGAAAGCUGUAGAAGAAGAUGGGUCGUCUAACACCGAAUUUACUUCUUUGCUCGAAGAGUUGAGACUCUAUAACGAACCAUCAACAUAG
This is a messenger RNA of Papaver somniferum (opium poppy), 1410 nucleotides long. RefSeq names its product scopoletin glucosyltransferase-like. Gene Ontology annotation, molecular function: UDP-glycosyltransferase activity. The transcript has a single exon. Lineage: Eukaryota; Viridiplantae; Streptophyta; Magnoliopsida; Ranunculales; Papaveraceae. The coding region runs from base 1 to 1410 and encodes 469 amino acids. The record is from RefSeq and is a predicted model, not a curated record.